Messenger RNA from Hibiscus syriacus, 2103 nucleotides. RefSeq lists its product as uncharacterized. Gene Ontology annotation, molecular function: methyltransferase activity. The transcript is spliced from 19 exons. The coding region runs from base 1 to 2103 and encodes 700 amino acids. NCBI's taxonomy places the organism in Eukaryota, Viridiplantae, Streptophyta, Magnoliopsida, Malvales, Malvaceae. The record is from RefSeq and is a predicted model, not a curated record.
AUGGCGGUGGCGAUAAUCGGAGGUGGGUUCAGAGGGCUGGUUUUGGCCUAUGUUCUGGCCGAAGCCGGUGUAGAUGUGGUGGUUUACAAGAAAGAGGAACAAUUAGGUGGCCAUGCCAAGACUCUCAACUUCGAUGCCGUUGAUUUAGACCUUGGCUUCUUGUUUCUCAAUCCAAAAACAAAGUAUAAACCUGUGGAUAACUUGAUAGGCAAGUUUGCACCAUUGUGGGAGAUGUUUGAUAGCCUUGGAGUUGAUGUACAGACAUCUGAUGUUUCAUUCUCCAUAAGCCAUGACAAAGGCAAUGGCUAUGAAUGCCGCACCCAUUAUGCUAUCUUGAAUCGCUUGAGAAGAACCCAGACAUUGAUCCUAUUUGCGCAGCCGCAAUGGUUGACUAUCAUAAGGCACUCAUAUUUUGUUAGAAGGGUCAGAGAUGUGCUGAAGAGUAGGGGUUGCCUAUUUAAACUUGGCUGUCAAGUUCUGUCUGUUUUGCCUGCUGAUAAUGGUACCACUUUGGUCUGUGGAGAUGGUUUCCAAGAAACAUACAAUGGAUGCAUAAUGGCUGUUGCUGCUCCCAAAGCCCUAAGAAUGUUGGGAAACACAACAUUUGAAGAAAUGAGAGUAUUAGAUGCAUUCCAAUAUGCUUCUAGCUUAAAUGAUAUAUUACUUCACAAUGACAGUAGUUUAAUGCCUAAGAACAAAUCAGCUUGGAGUGCAGUGAAUUUUCUAAAUAGUAGAGAAAACAAAGCAUGCUUACCAGACUGGCUGGAUUCGCUACAGAAUGUUGGGAAAUCACAUCAGCCAUUUUUUGUGACUAUAAAUCCGGACCAUACCCCAAAAAAUACCUUGCUUAAGUGGUCGAUUAGCAGUGCCAUUCCCUCUGUUGCUGCAUCAAAAGGUUCAAUUGAGCUUGGUCAGAUUCAGGGGAAGAAAGGAAUCUGUAAGGCUGGUAUUGAUGCUGCAUAUGAUAUCUUGGGAAAGCAUUCUUCUGUUAUGUACAGUCCAAAGCAUAUGUCACCUUCUUUCAUGGAAACAAUGGCACGCCUCUUUGUAGCUAAAUUGUUUCAACGUUUCUUAGAGGAAGGAAUUAGAAUUUUCACUUUCAAAGGAAACAUGGAAAAAUGUCCUCUUAAAACAGUUCUGAAAGUGCACAAUCCUCGGUUUUACUGGAGGAUUAUGAAAGAAGCUGAUCUAGGCCUAGCAGAUGCAUACAUCAAUGGGGAUUUUUCUUUUCUUGAUAAAGACAAAGGUCUUCUUAAUCUUUUCCUGUUAAGAAAAAGUUUAUUGGGAUCUGCUCCUACAAACACAAUGCAAUUUAGGACUUGGUUGUCGCCUGUACUGUUCACAGCGAGUGUAUCAUCCGCAAAGUAUUUCCUAAAGCAUGUGUUGAGGGGAAAUAGUGUUACACAGGCUCGCAGGAACAUUUCUCGUCAUUAUGAUCAGGGUGAUGAACUUUUCACUCUAUACUUAGGUGAAACUAUGCAAUACUCUUCUGGAAUUUUUAAGACCAGAGAAGAGCAUUUGGAAUUUGCACAGAGACGAAAAACAAGUUCUCUAAUUGAAAAAGUAAGAACUCAUAAUGGUGUAAUCCUCAUUCUUCAUUUCCUUUGGCCAUUAUCAUUUAUCCGAUUGUGUCAUUUCCUAAUGCAUACAGACAAGAAUAGAGAAGUGGCACGUAGUCCUCGACAUCACUCUAUCAGAGCUGCAACUGAAAUAUGCAGAAGAAUAAGUGAAAGAAGCUGGACUUCAGUUAACAGGUUUUUAUCAUCAGGAAACAUCAAAUUACUCCUUUGUGACUAUCGCCGGUUACCUAAGACAAACCAAUAUGACAGGAUCAUAUCUGUAGAGAUGGUAGAACAUGUUGAUGAAGCAUAUAUUGAUGAGUUUUACCGAUGCUGUGAACAAUUAUUGAAAGAAGAUGGGCUUUUCGUUCUUCAGUUCAUAACAACUCCAGAGGAGCUUGCCACAGAAGCCCAGCAAACAGCAGGCUUUAUAAAGGAAUAUAUCUUCCCUGGUGGGCUACUGCUUUCUUUGAAUAAGCAUUUAAGAGCAAUGGCUACUGAAUCAAGAUUAAGGGUCUCCCACCAAGCUUCUGCUCCCAUUUGA